GUCCAUCUUCUUCAUUGAUUUGUUACUCAAAAUCAGCAUUUUCUCAUGGAAACCAGCCAACAUUUGUUGGAGUUGGAGAUGCCUGUUGGGUAUAGAUUUGUGCCCACUGAUGAAGAGCUGGUCAAGUAUUAUCUGGCUAACAAAGUACUCUACAAACCUCUCCCGGUUAAGAUCAUCCGAGAAAUUGAUGCCCACGACCUCUAUAGCAAACAUCCCAAAUGUUUAGUGGGAAAUGGUACUUUUAAUGAUAAUGAAAGGGAAUGGCUUUUCUUCAUAUACAAAGAUGAAUAUUUUCUUGGGAAAACAAGAUCAACUCGGAUGGUUGGAAAUGGGAUCGGUUUCUGGAGAUUCAUUGGAGAAGAAGAACCAAUUCACAAUUCAGAAGGAGAUAUAUUUGCUUUCAAAAUUUAUUUGACUUAUUUUUCAGGUUCUCCACCACAUGCUAAGAAAACACAUUGGAGAAUGGAAGAAUACAGAUUGCAGACUGAAAUUAAUGGCAGAAAUAAGCAAGAGGAUGGAGUUUGA
Molecule: messenger RNA, 525 nt
Organism: Coffea arabica (coffee)
Lineage: Eukaryota; Viridiplantae; Streptophyta; Magnoliopsida; Gentianales; Rubiaceae
Source: RefSeq, a predicted model, not a curated record